Phycodurus eques (leafy seadragon) is the source of this 2067-nucleotide messenger RNA. Its product is annotated as zinc finger protein 16. The record is from RefSeq and is a predicted model, not a curated record. Gene Ontology annotation, cellular component: nucleus. Lineage: Eukaryota; Metazoa; Chordata; Actinopteri; Syngnathiformes; Syngnathidae. Gene Ontology annotation, biological process: regulation of transcription by RNA polymerase II. Gene Ontology annotation, molecular function: RNA polymerase II cis-regulatory region sequence-specific DNA binding; DNA-binding transcription factor activity, RNA polymerase II-specific. Bases 337 to 1995 code for a protein of 552 amino acids. The transcript has 3 exons.
AAUGCAAUCGUGCAGUUAUAGGUUGUUGCAAAUGGAAGAGUCGACACUGGGUGCAAUAUUUACAUCUUAGUAAGUAACUUUCUUACUACAUCGCAACUGUGCCGCAAGCGUGUUUUCAGGAAAACGUGUCUGUGAAGUUAGCAGGCUAAUGCUAUCGCGCGUACUUGGGCCCUGUUUAAUCUGAGUGUAGUCGGCGUUGUUUUGGUCAGUGACGUCAAAGUAAGCGGUGACACCUGAAUCUUAUUACUCGCUAUCGAGCAUACCUGCCCGUUGUCCGUUUGGUUUAUUAACACGACGUUUGCUCCAUUAAUAGGCUACGCUUACGCAAGUAAAGCUAUGGCUUCCAGGCGGGCAGGUUAUACGAGCAGCGUGGAUUCUCCUUCGUCAAAUAGUGGCAACCGCAAGACGAGUGUCAACAUCCCUGACAGGCCCGUUGUAGAAUCCUGCUACGACCGCAAACCGGACAAGGUUGUAUACGGCAGCGUGAGUGUAACAUCGCUGAAGUCCCGCCUCGCGCCGACCAUUCAAACUGCCAUGUCGGCUGCAGUUGAUACUCUCCUGGGCGAAGUGGUGCUUGUGCUCAACGAGACUCACCAAGAGUUGCUGCACAAGGAACAAGAGAACGAGAGGCUGAAAGUGCGCCUGGAGGUGUCCGAGAGGGAGUUGAAGACCAUGCAGGAUUGUCUGUGCAGUGCUCAGAAGCUCAUAGACCAGCUUCAGAUCUCAUACGCUGGCCCUCACAACAUCGGGCAGGCGGUUUUUUCUGCUAAUUCGCUGUCCUCCAUGGCGGCCGGGGUCAACCGGGACCAUCAGAACACUCGAAACGUGAACGGAGCUGGCAUCGACUUGGGUCUCGGUGGUUCCGUGGAUGGCUCGCUUCAUGGGUUUGAGCCAAGAGUUGACUACAAGAUGUGCCAGCUGUCUAUUCAACCAGAUGGUUCUGUGACCAACCACACUCUGGACUCCUUUGCAACAGACACGUCUCACAUGUGCGCUGAUGCCAACAGACCAGGGAGGCCAUCUCAGGGACCAGGUGAAGCUGCCAGCUUUGAGAUAAAAGUGGAGCAGGGACAAGCUUCAAGCUCCAGUCAAAACAACAGGAAGGACACAGUUGGCAAUGGAGAACAGUCAUCCCACACCAUGGGUGAUCUCGGCUAUGUUCAAGUUGGAGAAGGAGGAAGUUCCCAGCGUACCUUCACCCAAACUCUGCACCACCAGAGGCCUGUUCGAGAAUGCACCAGUGGCCUGCAGCAGCGAGUGAUGGAUGGGCAAAAGCCACCGGUGAGGACUUCUGGAUCCGGAAGAGGUCACAGUGUUUCACCAGGUAGAGCAGAAGAAUCAGCUGGACCUUCGGGUGCCGGCACACCCGUUGAGCCUUCCGAAGAUCGUCCUCACCACUGCUUAGAGUGUGGAAAAACCUUCCGUCUGAUUUCCAGCCUGAAGAAGCACAUCCGCAUUCACACAGGAGAGAAGCCGUACCCUUGCAGCGUGUGCGGCCGCUGUUUCCGCGAGUCGGGCGCCCUCAAGACACACCUGCGAAUACACACCGGGGAGAAGCCGUACUCGUGCUCAGAGUGUGGCAACUGCUUCCGCCACUUAGACGGUCUGCGCAAACACCGGCGCACGCACACCGGAGAGAAGCCGUACGUGUGCGCCAUCUGCGGGAAGCGUCUGAGCCGCCUGCAGCACCUCAAGCACCACCAGCUCAUCCACACGGGCGAAAGGCCGUGCUGCUGCCCCUUCUGUAACCGCAGCUUCAAGGAGCCCGCCGCACUCCGCAAGCACAUCCGGACACACCGCGAGGAGGGCGGCCACAUGGCGGUCGGAGUCACAGAUGAAGCUGAACCCGACGCGAUUGAUGACAUGAACAACCUUCACCCGGCGGCGCCGUCCCCCCAGAGUUACCCGCGCAGCUGGAAUGGAACAAGAGUGAAACGCGGCCUGUGGUGCGUUCAAGGCUUGCACGGGAGGUGGGGAAAAAAGCAGUGGCGCUAACCAACUAGAAAAGCACUUUUAGCUUCACUCCUGCACCGCCUGCCUGGCCUGCUGCCAGCCUUUCUCCACAGA